AUGCCGCAUGGUGAACUCCUAACACAGUCGCAUCGGAUGAUCUCGGAUACUGAAAGACUCAAUAAGGAGCAACUGCCAUUCCGUUAUCUGGAUGAGGUCUCUUCUGUAUUCAAUCAGCAAUACUCCACUACACUUACAUUUCUUACUGCCAAUAGGGACUUUCAUGAAAUGACGAACGAACACGAGUUCUCGCACGUCCCUCUGUCCACUUCCGGACCACAGGAAGUGGCCUACAAGGGCAUGGCUUUGCUGGAGACUCCUCAUUUCAACAAGGGCACCGGCUUUACUGAUCGAGAGCGAGACGUCUUUGGUCUACACGGUCUUUUGCCGUCUGCUGUCCAAACUCUAGACGAACAAGUCAAGAGAGCCUAUGGACAAUUUCAGAGUCGUUCCGAUGAUCUUGCCAAGAAUUCUUUCAUGACCAGCUUGAAAGAGCAAAACGAGGUGCUCUACUACCGGAUCAUUCAAGAUCAUUUGAAGGAGAUGUUUCCUAUCAUUUAUACCCCAACUGAAGGAGAAGCAAUCUCGCAGUACUCAAGGUUGUUCCGACGACCAGAAGGCUGCUUCUUAGAUAUUGCGAACCAAGACCGUGUAGAAGAAAGCUUGAGUCAAUACGCUGACCCGGCUGAUAUCGAUGUCAUCGUAGUCAGUGAUGGCGAACAGAUUCUUGGUAUUGGCGAUCAGGGUGUUGGAGCCAUCCUCAUCAGUAUCGCAAAGCUAGCCAUCUACACUGCAUGCGCUGGCAUCCAUCCUACGAGAACUCUACCUGUUGUCUUAGACUGCGGCACAAACAAUGAGAAGUUGCUUGAGGAUGACCUGUACCUAGGCCUCCACCGAAAAAGAGCCAGCGGAAAAGAAUAUGACCAGUUUGUGGAUCGUUUCAUUGCGGCGGCAAAGAAAAGUUAUCCAAAUGCGUAUAUCCACUUCGAGGAUUUCGGCUUAAGCAAUGCCCGCAGGAUCCUGGACAAAUAUACAUCCAAAAUUGCUUGCUUCAACGACGAUGUCCAAGGUACUGGCUCUGUUACUUUAGCAUCCAUCAUGGCUGCUCUCAAGAUCAACAAGGUUUCAUGGGAAGAGGCGCGUAUCGUUUGUUUCGGCGCUGGAACAGCGGGUACAGGUAUCGCAGACCAGAUCCGAGACGCCAUCUCGUUAGAGACGGGCAAGUCGAUCGAGAAAGCCCGUGAACAGAUUUGGUGCAUCGACAAACCAGGCCUUCUUCUGAAAUCGAUGAAAGAUGAGCUGACCACAGCACAACAUGACUACGCCCGCAACGAUGACGACUGGAAAGGCGAAAACCACAAAUCGUUUCUGGAAGUCAUUAAGAAAGUUAAGCCCCAUGUCCUGAUUGGAACAUCUACAAAGCCUGGAGCAUUUACCAAAGAGAUCUGCCAGGAAAUGGCGAAGCACGUCGAGCGCCCUAUUAUCUUCCCACUGAGCAACCCAACCAGACUGCACGAAGCUAAGCCUGCUGACAUCUUCGAAUGGACGCAAGGAAAAGCUCUUGUGGCGACUGGCAGUCCAUUCGCGCCUGUCGAGUAUAACGGCAAGAAAUAUGACGUGGCGGAAUGCAACAACUCGGUGUGCUUCCCUGGUAUUGGCCUGGGUGUCAUUCUUUCCGGAGCACGUUUGCUUCCACCUCCUCUGCUUGUUGCCGCUACCAAGGCCAUUGCGGAAGAAGCUCCAAUUUUGAAAGAUCCCACCAAAGGACUGUGCCCUGAUAUCGAACAAGCACGACAUGUCAGUGUGAAGAUCGCUGCAGCAGUUAUCAAGGCUGCCAUCAAACAUAAUCUGAACCAGGUCAAAGGAAUUCCUGAAGAUGAUCAGAAACUGGAGAAAUGGAUUGUUGAGCAGAUGUGGUCUCCUGAGUAUCGUGAUUUGGAGCCCGUAGAGCGCAAGUAG
This is a messenger RNA of Ascochyta rabiei, 1899 nucleotides long. Its product is annotated as Malate dehydrogenase (oxaloacetate-decarboxylating). NCBI's taxonomy places the organism in Eukaryota, Fungi, Ascomycota, Dothideomycetes, Pleosporales, Didymellaceae. Gene Ontology annotation, cellular component: mitochondrion. The coding region runs from base 1 to 1899 and encodes 632 amino acids. Gene Ontology annotation, biological process: pyruvate metabolic process; malate metabolic process. Gene Ontology annotation, molecular function: malate dehydrogenase (decarboxylating) (NAD+) activity; NAD binding. The transcript is spliced from 6 exons. The record is from RefSeq and is a predicted model, not a curated record.